Molecule: messenger RNA, 5162 nt
Organism: Alligator sinensis (Chinese alligator)
Lineage: Eukaryota; Metazoa; Chordata; Crocodylia; Alligatoridae
Product: deleted in malignant brain tumors 1 protein-like
Exons: 18
Coding region: 146-5005 (1619 amino acids)
Cellular component (GO): membrane
Source: RefSeq, a predicted model, not a curated record
AGACACUAACAUUCCCAUCAUGUACCCUGCACCCUGAGUCUCUUCCCUGCCUCUUCUCCAGCCCUCUCAGCCUGUGACUGUGACAGCAAGCCCACUGCUGGACUGGAGGUCCCUGACCAGUCAGAGAAAGACCUCCAGGAGCUCCAUGGGGCUUCCCGGGUGUCUCCUGUUCAUGGCUGGACAGUGCAACUACAGAAGCGUGGCUGCCAGUGCUGGAACUAGGAUCACAAGGAUCCCCAUUCUCCUGGCAUGGUUGUGGGCUUCCCUGACAGGAUUCCUGGUGGCAGGUAAUCUUGAGCUGCGGCUGGUGAAUGGCCCUGAUCGCUGCACUGGCCGGCUGGAGGUGCUUCAUGACAACAUCUGGGGCACUGUGUGUGAUGAUGGCUGGGAUUUAGCUGAAGCCCAAGUCGUGUGCAAAGAGCUGCACUGUGGCAUGGCACUAUCAGCCUCUGGUGGGGCUCGGUAUGGACGUGGUUCCGACCCCAUCUGGCUGGAUGAGGUGAACUGCACUGGGACAGAAGCUGCCCUCUUUAAAUGCAAGGCCAGUCCUUGGGGAAAGAAUAACUGUAAUCAUGGAGAAGAUGCUGGUGUGGUGUGCUCAGGUUUGCCUCUUUCAAAUGUGACUGAGCUUCGACUGGUGAAUGGCCCCAGUCCCUGCGCUGGGAGAGUUGAGGUGCUUCAUGACGAGCAGUGGGGAACUGUGUGCAAUCGCAGCUGGGAUUUAAGUGAUGCUGAAGUUGUGUGUAGAGAACUCGGCUGUGGGAAAGUGUUAUCAAUCCCAGCUGGGUCCCAGUAUGGAGAAGGAUCAGACCAUAUUUGGCUAGAUAGUGUUAACUGCACUGGAGGAGAAGCUGCCCUAUCUGAAUGCGGGUCCAAGCGUUGGGGAGACAAUAGCUGUAGUCAUGGAGAAGAUGCCAGCGUGGCGUGCUCAGAGCCAACCGAGAUUCAGCUGGUGAAUGGCCCGAGUCGCUGUGCUGGAAGAGUUGAAGUGCAUCAUAAUCAUCAGUGGGGAACUGUGUGUGAUCAUAACUGGGACUUGAAUGAUGCUGAAGUUGUGUGCAGGCAGCUGGGCUGUGGGACGGCAGAGUUUGCCCCAAAGGCAGCUUACUUUGGGCAAUCAUCCAAUCCCAUCUGGCUGGAUGGGGUGAACUGCAUGGGAACAGAGGCUGCUCUCUCUGAAUGCAGCAUCAAGCUUUGGGGAAACCAUAGCUGCUACGAUGGAGAAGAGGCCGGUGUUGUAUGUUCAGAGCCACCUCCACUCCGGCUGGUGAAUGGCUCGAGCCGCUGUGCUGGCAGAGUGGAAGUGCUCCAUGACCAGCAGUGGGGAAGCGUGUGCGACAAUGGCUGGGAUACAGAGGACGCCACAGUGGUGUGCAGGCAGCUGGGCUGUGGGACGGUGGUAUCAGCCCCAGGCUCGGCUUGGUUUGGGCGGGGACAUGACCCCAUCUGGCUGGAAAACGUGAAUUGUACAGGAAUGGAGGCUGCCCUGCCUGAAUGCAGAGCUAAGCCCUGGGGAGACCAUGACUGUCACCACGGAGAGGAUGCUGGAGUUGUGUGCCUAGGGCCAACGGAUCUCCGUCUUGUGGGUGGCUAUAGUCGCUGCUCUGGGAGAGUUGAAGUGCUUCAUAAUCAGCAGUGGGGAACUGUUUGUAAUAACAUGUGGGAUUUAAUGGAUGCUGAAGUCGUGUGCAGGCAGGUAGGAUGUGGGACACCACUAGCAGCUCGCUUCGGAGAGCCCGUUGAAAAAGAACCUGGCCCUGUGUGGCUGGAUGAAGUUAAGUGCACGGGGACAGAAGCUGCCCUCUCUGGCUGCAGUGCCAAGCACUGGGGAGUCGACUACUGUCACUAUGAACAUGCUGGUGUGUUGUGCUCAGAGCCUACUGAGGUCCGGCUGGUGGACGGCCCCAGUCGCUGUGCUGGCAGAGUGGAGGUGCUUCAUAAGGAGCGGUGGGGAAGCGUGUGUGAUGAUGGCUGGGACUUUCAGGAUGCCAAAGUGGUGUGCCGGCAGCUGGGCUGUGGGAUGCCUUUAUCAGCCCCAGGCAAGGCUCACUAUAGACAAGGCCGUGAACCCACUUGGUUGGAUGAUGUGAACUGCACUGGGACAGAAAAUACCCUCUAUGACUGCAAGGCCAGGCCGUGGGGUGAGAAUAACUGUAACCACAGAGAAGACGCCAGUGUGAUUUGCUCAGAUCCAAUGGAAGUUCGGCUGGUGAAUGGUUCCAGUUUCUGCAAUGGGAGAGUUGAAGUGCUCCAUGCCCAGCAGUGGGGAACCAUGUGUGCUCAUGGCUGGGACAUCCAUGAUGCUGAAGUUGUGUGCCGGCAGCUGGGCUGUGGCAGACCUUUAUCAGCCCCUGCUGUAGCAGAGUUUGGACAAGGAUCUGGCCGUACCUGGGUGGAAGAUGCUAACUGCUUGGGAAUCGAAAGCACCCUCUCUGAAUGCAGGGUUAAACUUGUGGGAAAGAGCAGCUGUGACCAUGGAGAAGAUGCCAGUGUGGUGUGCUCAGAUCCAACUCCAAUUCGGCUGGUGAAUGGCCAUCAUCGCUGCGCUGGAAGAGUAGAGGUGCUUCAUGAUCAGCAGUGGGGAACCAUAUGUGAUGAUGGCUGGGGCUUGCUAAAUGCCAGGGUUGUGUGCAGGCAGCUGGGCUGUGGGAGGGCAUUAUCAGCGCCAGGUGGGGCUUACUUUGGACAAGGAUCUGACCCCAUUUGGCUGGAUGACGUAGACUGCUCAGGGAAAGAAACUGCCCUCUUCGAAUGCACAAGAAAGCCUUGGGGAGAACAGAACUGUGACCAUAGAGAAGAUGCCAGCGUUGUGUGCAAAGAAUCACCUCUGCUCCGGCUGAUGAAUGGCUCAAGUCGCUGCUCUGGGAGAUUCGAGGUGUUUCACAAUGAGCAGUGGGGAACUGUCUGUGACAAAACCUGGGACUUACAGGAUGCUGCAGUGGUGUGCAGAGAUCUGGGCUGUGGAAUGGUGGUAUCAGCACCAGGCUCUGCUUACUUUGGACAAGGAUCUGACCGCAUCUGGCUGGAUGACGUGAACUGCACGGGGACAGAAGCUGCCUUCUCUGAGUGCAGGGUCAGGCUUUGGGGAGAAAAGAAUUGUCACCAUGGGGAAGAUGCUGGUGUGGUGUGCACAGACCCAGUUGAGAUUCGACUGGUGAACACCUCAGGUCACUGUGCUGGGACAGUCGAGGUGUUCCAUGACAAGGAGUGGGGAACCGUGUGUGAUGACGACUGGGAUAUACAUGAUGCCAACGUAGUGUGCAGACAGCUGGGCUGUGGGACAGCAUUAGCGGCCAUACGCACCUCCAAUUUUGGGCAUGGAUCUGGCCCCAUAUGGCUGGAUGAUGUGAACUGUACUGGGACAGAAGCUGCAAUCUCCAAAUGCAGAGCCAUAUCAUGGGGUGAGCAUAACUGUCACCAUGAAGAAGAUGCUGGUGUAGUGUGCUCAGAGCUGGCAGAGCUCCGUCUGGUGAACGGUUCCCAUCGCUGUGCGGGCAGGGUCGAGGUGCUUCAUGACCAGCAGUGGGGAACAGUGUGUGAUGACAGCUGGGACUUGCAUGAUGCUGGAGUGGUAUGCAGGCAGCUGCGUUGUGGGACGGUGUUAUCAGCCCCUGGGGGAGCUCACUUUGGACGUGGACAUGACCCCAUCUGGCUGGAUGAAGUGGCUUGCACAGGAACAGAAGCUGUUCUCUCUGAAUGUAGAGCUAAGCCCUUGGGAGAUCAUAAUUGUCAGCAUGGCGAAGAUGCAAGUGUUGUGUGCUUGGAGCUGCCUGUGGUCCGGCUGGUGAAUGGCUCAAGUGACUGUGCUGGGAGAGUCGAGGUGUUUCACGGCAGCCUGUGGGGAACUGUGUGCGAUGAUGGCUGGGACUUAAAUGAUGCUGAUGUGGUGUGCAGGGAGCUCGGCUGCAGGACAGCAGUCUUAGCCCCAGGCUAUGCUCACUUUGGGGAAGGUUCUGGCGUGAUCUGGCUAGAUCAUCUGAACUGCACAGGAAAAGAAACUUCCCUCUCUGAGUGUGGGUCCAAACCUUGGGGAGAACAUUUCUGUUACCAUAGGGAAGAUGCCAGUGUGGUGUGCUCAGGCCCUCUUGAGCUUCGACUAGUGAAUGGCUCAAAUCGUUGCGCUGGGAGAGUCGAGGUGCUCCAUAACCAGAAGUGGGGAACUGUGUGUGGUGAUGACGACUGGGACUUGCUGGAUGCUGGAGUAGUGUGCAGGCAGCUGGGAUGUGGAACUCCUUUAUCGGCCCCUCGGGGUUCUCAUUUUGGACAUGGAUAUGACCCCAUCUGGCUAGAUGAAGUGAGCUGCAUAGGGACAGAAGCAGCCCUCACUGAUUGCAAGUUUAAACCUUGGGGAGACCAUAAUUGUCACCAUGGAAAAGCUGCCAGUGUGGUGUGCUCAGAGCCAGCAGAGCUCCGGCUGGUGAACGGUUCCCAUCGCUGUGCUGGCAGGGUUGAAGUGCUUUAUGACCAGCAGUGGGGAACAGUGUGUGAUGACAGCUGGGACUUGCAGGAUGCUGGAGUGGUGUGCAGGCAGCUAGGCUGUGGGACAGUGUUAUUGGCCCCUGGGGAUGCUCACUUUGGACGUGGACAUGACCCCAUCUGGCUGGCUGAGGUGAACUGCACGGGGACAGAAGCUGCCCUCUCUGAAUGCAGGGCUACACCUUGGAGAUAUCAUAAUUGUCAGCAUGGAAAAGAUGCCAGUGUUGUGUGCUCAGAACCUGUUCCUGCUAACUCCUAUCUGCCACUGCUGCUGUUGGGCCUGGCCGUAGGCACUGUACUGCUCUGUGUGGCUGUCAUAUUCCUGAGGAGGAGGAGGAGGAGGAAGCAGCAGCAGGAUGGAACUCUUGGGCACUUCCUGGACCAUGUGGACCUGGGGGAGUUGAAGACCCGACAGGCCAUAGCCCAGACCCCAUUCCAGGAUACAGCAUGCGUGGCAAAACAAGAAGAGCUCUCUGAGGAUGCUGGCAGUGACACAACAUGGCUGAUGAGAGAAGAAGCUGCACUGUAGAAGCUGCACUCUGAUGGGGCCUAGGCAAGUCAGAGAUGGGCCAGAUGAAGCUUCCCUUGGAGACCAGACAGCACACAUCGGUGAGACUCUUCUGACUGACCCAGACAGAUGCAAGCAGCCAGUGUUUGUUGGGAAUAAAACCUCCAGGAUGGAGUCA